AUGUUUAGGGUCUUGCCAUAUGGUCUGUUCCAAAGUCGUACCAAUCUCGAGCGAGACGGUCCGUUGCAAUUCGAGCAGAGGAACCAAUUGGUGGACUUGCUGAAGCGCUCGAAGUUGCGCCCAGAGAGGUCAAACGUACACAUUUUUGGCAAAAAUACCGAUCCAUCCGUUCUCCUUGUGGUCGGUUAUCUUGGUUCGACUGGUUUCAUAGCUGACAAUCUGCCACAUAGAUUAAUCCUUGAGAGGGUGAGGCACGAGCUGACGUGGUUCCUCACAUCCGGAUUCGGCUUAGUGUACGAUUUGCGAUCCGUUGUCGAGGAUAAGUUUCAGUUCGCCGUCACCAUCCGAACGAUUCCCACGUGGAUCCGGUGGACGAUGGCGGCCCCAGCUCCUGUGGCUGUUGGCUGCCGUGGUCACUGUCUCAUGUUGGAGGGGUCGUCCUAG
Trematosphaeria pertusa is the source of this 444-nucleotide messenger RNA. RefSeq lists its product as uncharacterized. The transcript has 2 exons. The record is from RefSeq and is a predicted model, not a curated record. The coding region runs from base 1 to 444 and encodes 147 amino acids. Lineage: Eukaryota; Fungi; Ascomycota; Dothideomycetes; Pleosporales; Trematosphaeriaceae.